UCUCAAUUGGCAGUGGACCUAGCCAGAGCUCCCUGAGACGUGGCAGCAGCUUGCCAUUCACACACGGGGACGCUACCCACAUCCACAUUUCCCCCCGACCAACUCCUACCGGCCCCUGCUAUCGCAUUCAUUCUACACCAGUCCAUCCCGUCAGCCUGGCCCUGCGUGAGCAAGCUCAAGUCUGUUCACCAAAGGAAGAGAAGCCCUCCCCCCAUGUUGGCUUGUCUGCCGCCGACAUUCGCCCCACCGCCCUGAACUCGAAUCCUCGACGACCGGUUGUCCCCUUCUGGACGCGACCCCGACACCGAUAGCAUCUGCCCACCAUGAGGCUCGACGUCAAGCGGCAGCUCUUUGCCCGGAGCGAGCGCGUCAAGGGCAUCGACUUCCACCCGACAGAGCCAUGGAUCCUCACAACCCUCUACAGCGGCCACGUAUACAUUUGGAGCUACGAGACGCAGGCCAUCGUCAAGACAUUCGAGUUGACAGACGUACCCGUGCGUGCCGGUCGGUUCAUUGCGCGCAAGAACUGGAUCGUGUGCGGCAGCGACGACUUCCAACUACGAGUCCACAACUACAACACAUCAGAAAAGGUCGCCAGCUUCGAGGCUCACCCUGACUACAUCCGCGCCAUAUGCGUCCACCCAACACAGCCCUUUGUCUUGACGGCCAGUGAUGACAUGACCAUCAAGCUGUGGAACUGGGACCUCGGGUGGAAGUGCCAGCAGACCUUCGAGGGACACUCCCAUUAUGUCAUGUCGCUGGCAAUCAACCCCAAGGAUACAAACACGUUCGCGUCAGCCUGUCUGGACAGGACAGUCAAGAUCUGGUCCCUCGGGUCUUCGACGGCCAACUUCACCCUCGAAGCACACGAGCAAAAGGGCGUCAACCACGUCGACUACUACCCACAUUCCGACAAGCCAUACCUCCUUACCACUAGCGACGACCGGACGGUCAAGAUCUGGGACUACACGACCAAGUCUCUCAUUGCGACGCUUGAGGGCCACACGAACAACGUUAGCUUUGCAUGCUAUCACCCUGAGCUCCCCGUCAUCAUUUCCGGCUCGGAAGACGGAACCCUGCGAAUAUGGCACGCAGCCACCUACCGAUUUGAGCAGAGCCUGAACUACGGUCUGGAGCGGGCUUGGUGUGUCAGUUACCAGCGGGGCAAGCAGAGUGUCGCUGUCGGGUAUGACGAAGGAUCGGUCGUUGUCAAGCUGGGCCGCGAGGAGCCCGCCGUCUCCAUGGACGGCUCCGGCAAGCUGAUCUGGGCCAAACACAACGAGGUGGUGUCGGCUAUCAUCAAGGGCGGCGAGGCCACCAAGGACAAUGUGCCGAUCAACCUCACCACCAAGGAUCUGGGCAGCUGCGAAGUCUAUCCAUCCACCCUCUCACAUUCAGCCAACGGUCGGUUCGUCGCGGUCUGCGGCGACGGUGAAUUCAUUGUCUACACCGCGCUCGCGUGGCGCAACAAGCAGUUCGGCUCGGCGUUGGACUUCGUCUGGGCCUCCAAGGAAAACUCAAAUGACUUUGCCAUCCGUGAGUCACCGACCAGCGUCAAGCUGUUCAAGAACUUUGUCGAGAAGCAAGGCGGUCUGGAUGUUGGUUUCCAGGCGGACGGCCUGGCCGGGGGAGUCCUCCUCGGUGUCAAGGGACAGGGAGGCAUCAGCUUCUUUGACUGGGCGACUGGUGGCCUAGUAAGACGGAUCGAGGUCGAGCCGCGCGAAGUCUACUGGAGUGAGAGCGGGGAGCUGGUCGCGCUGGCCUGCGACGACACCUGCUACAUCCUGCGCUUUAGUCGCGAGGCAUACCAGGAGGGUUUGCAGUCCGGCCAGGUCGAGGACGAUGGUGUGGAGGCCGCCUUCGAGGUCAUCACCGAUAUCAGCGAGAGCGUGAGAACCGGCGAGUGGGUCGGCGACUGCUUCCUGUUCACCAACUCCACCAACCGCCUGAACUACCUUGUUGGCGACCAAACCUACACGGUGUCACAUUUCGACCAACCCAUGUACAUCCUUGGUUACAUACAGCGCGACUCCCGCAUCUACCUCUGCAACAAGGAUGUUGCUAUCACAUCCUUCGCCCUGUCACUGCCCGUGCUGGAGUACCAGACUCUCGUCCUCCGGGAGGAGCUCGAGGCCGCCCAGGAGCUGCUCGCCGCAAUUCCAGAGGGCGAGCUCAACAAGGUCGCCCGAUUCCUGGACGGCCAGGGCCACAAGGAGCUAGCCUUGGAUGUUGCCACGGACCCCGAGCACAAGUUCGAGCUUGCUCUUGCGCUGAGCCGACUGGACAUCGCGCUCGACCUCGCCAAGCAGGCCGAUGUUGAGCACCGAUGGAAGACUGUGGGUGACGCCGCCCUCUCUGCCUGGGACGUUUCUCUGGCGGCAGAGUGCUUCACACAUGCCAACGAUCUCGGCUCUCUGCUCCUCGUUUACUCAUCAACCGCCGACCGCGACGGCCUGACAUCCCUGGCGAGCAAGGCCGAAGAAGCUGGCGCUCACAAUGUUGCUUUCUCCGCGAAAUGGCUCCUUGCAGAUGUCGAGGGCUGUGUGAACAUCCUAGUGAAGACCGAACGUCUCGCCGAGGCCGUCCUUUUCUCACAGACUUACAAGCCCAGUUUGACUGCGGAUGUGGUCAAGAAGUGGAAAGAGUCCCUGGAAAAGGGCAAGAAGAGCCGUGUUGCGAAGACCAUUGGAGCUCCUGGCGCUGAGGGCGACGAGGAGCUGUUUCCCGAGUGGGACGAGUGGCUGCGCCUGGAGAAGGAGGGCGGCACAGCUGCCGAUGUGGAUGUCGAGAUGGAGAACGGCAGCCCGGCUGCUGAGACUGGAGAGGAAGAGGCCGCCGAGGGGGCGGAGGAGGUUGCGGAUGAUGUUGCGGACGCGGAUGAGGAAGAGUAGUGCACUAUCUCACCAUAAAGAAGGGGUCUGUGGUCAGAGCACGUCGUACGAUGAGAUGUAGGUUCUCGCGCCGCCAGCCUGGAGUUACAAUGACGACGGCACUCGAGGGAGUUCGGGCGCGGGGUGAACUGAAGCGGAUCCAGUCAGGCUUAGAGGAGUUUGAGUGGAUAACACAACGCGAUUCCGAGGGGAAAGGACGUAUUAAAGAAAAGUUGUAGAGACUACCUACCUAGGGAGGUAGCCAGCACAAGUAGGUUUAGCCACGGAUGCAAUCUGCAUUGCUACAGGUGGUUAUGAUGAGCACCACUCAGCCAUGGUUCAACGCGCUCAUGUCAAGCCUUUUAAUACACAAAUAUAUCAUGACAA
Molecule: messenger RNA, 3257 nt
Organism: Diaporthe batatas
Lineage: Eukaryota; Fungi; Ascomycota; Sordariomycetes; Diaporthales; Diaporthaceae
Product: coatomer subunit beta'
Exons: 3
Coding region: 324-2891 (855 amino acids)
Biological process (GO): endoplasmic reticulum to Golgi vesicle-mediated transport; retrograde vesicle-mediated transport, Golgi to endoplasmic reticulum; intracellular protein transport
Cellular component (GO): COPI vesicle coat
Molecular function (GO): structural molecule activity; protein binding
Source: RefSeq, a predicted model, not a curated record